AUGGAACAAAAGAUCGCCGCCGAGGAGAACAAGAUGGCCGUCGACAGCUCAACCACGUCGACCUACGAAGCAGCUGCUUCAGGCACCGCUGCCAAAGUCAGCUUCCGCGACAAGGCCACCGACAUCUUGUCCCAGCUCGGUACACGCGAUGCCUGGCUGGGAGACUACGACUAUUGGUACCUCGUAACGCCAAACAUUCCGCCGUUCAACAGGAAAUACAAGCACAAGACGAUGCCGUUCUAUGGCCUCCACGACCGCGUCCCUAUCCUCUUGACUCUCAUCCUCGGUCUGCAACACGCGCUCAUCAUGAUAGGGUCGGUGGCCUCGCCCCCGCUGGCCGUCGCAUCUGGAGCGUUCCAUCUCGAGCAAGCCCAAGUCUCGUACCUUGUAUCCGCGGCCUUCAUCACCACCGGCAUCGCGACGGCCUUUCAAGUCACACGGGUCCAUCUCAAAGGCACGCCGUUCUACAUUGGCACGGGUCUGUUGUCGGUCGUCGGACCCACGUUCGACAUCAUCCCCAUUGCCUUCUCGUAUACCAGCAUGCGCUACAACAACGGAACCUGCCCGACCGCUGACGAUGGGACCCAACUCCCGUGCCCCGACGCGUGGGGUGCGUUCCUCGGUACAAUGCUCUGCACCGUCCUCAUCCAGAUCUUGAUGUCUCUUGUGCCCCCCAGCCUUCUCAACAAGAUCUUCCCCAAGGUCGUCACAGGCUCGUUGUUGCUGCUGGUCGGUGUGUACCUGGUCGGCAACGGAAUGCAGAAUUGGGGCGGUUCAUCCAACUGUAACGGCGGCGAGGGGUUUUAUGCCCUGUGUCCCAGUGUCGCUGCGCCGAAGCCGCUGCCCUGGGCAGACCCGAAACUGAUCGGCCUUGGAUUCAGCGUCUUUGUCAGUAUCGUCAUCGUCGAGCAGUUUGGUGCUCCUAUCAUGAAGUCCAUGUCUGUCUUGCUCGGUCUUGCUGUGGGUUGUGCGAUCUCUGGAGCGACAGGCUAUUGGUCCCGGGAGAACAUCGACUCUGCUCCCGUGGUCACCUUCCUCUGGGUUCACACCUUCAAGCUAUCGGUCGACGGAGCUCUGGUCCUGCCAUUGCUCAUCAUGUUCAUCUGCCAGGGCGUGAGCUGCAUGCCCGACAUUCUCGCCACUGCCGAGAUAUCCAACGUCGACGUCGAGGGCACCGAGUUCAACAGUCGGAUCCAGGGUGGAAUCCUCUGCGACGGGUUGGGCAGUUUGUUCAGUGCCCUGGGCACGGCUGGACCCAUGGUUUCUCAGGCUGGAAACAACGGCGUCAUCGUCUUGACGGGUUGUGCAUCUCGUCGUGCAGGCUGGGCCGCUUCGUUCUUUCUCGUGCUUAUGGGCUUCUUCGCGAAAUUCGGUGCCGUCUUCUCCGCCAUGCCGCCGUCGGUGCUCGGUGGGAUGCAAGUCUUUCUGUACAGCACCAUCGUCGUGGCUGGUAUCCGCAUCCUCGGAAUGAUCCAGUUCACCCGGCGGAAUCGGUUCAUCCUGACCAUCGCGCUCGGCAUUGGCUUCAUCGACAUCGUCCAGCCAAAGUGGUUCAGCCAGAUCCUCGACUACAGCGGAUCGAACGUGAACCUGCAAGGGUUCGAGCAAGGUAUCAACCUCGUCGUGGAGACUCCUUUCAUCAUCGCCGCCGUCAUCGGAGUGUUUUUGAACCUUGUGUUCCCCAACGACAAGAGCGAAAUGGACGAAAUCAUGUACGGUACUACUACCGACUCGAGAGGGGCACCUACGUCUCUUCCCCAGAUGGAGCAUCGUAGAGACGACUAG
Molecule: messenger RNA, 1785 nt
Organism: Exophiala spinifera
Lineage: Eukaryota; Fungi; Ascomycota; Eurotiomycetes; Chaetothyriales; Herpotrichiellaceae
Exons: 2
Coding region: 1-1785 (594 amino acids)
Biological process (GO): transmembrane transport; xanthine transport
Cellular component (GO): fungal-type vacuole; membrane
Molecular function (GO): xanthine transmembrane transporter activity
Source: RefSeq, a predicted model, not a curated record